AAAAGAUCCCCCGCCAACAGCCACGUCAAGUAGAAAAUUUCCGUCACAGCCCUUUCACGCGCAUGCCACAUUUGGGGAGUACAGACACACCGCAACAUAAUUUUCCCUGUCCAGCAGCCUCACCAUGGAAAUCCUCCACGAGCCUCCCAAAGCUUCGACCUUUGUGCCUCUGAUCGAGCAUCAGUCUGCGACUCCUGCCUCUUUCUACACCGGCCCGCCAGUCCUGCAUUACUACAGCGACCGCAGCAAACUAAUCGUCCUGGAACAUGAAGCCCGCUCUGUACCAGCAUUUGCGCCUCUGCUAGAACAUCCAAGCUCUCAAGCGCAACCUGAGCAGCCUCACGCUAACGGCACCGAGGCCAAUGGAGACUCCGAAGCGAGAGGGAAGCAAAAAGUCGUCGAGAAUGUGGAUGUAUGGGUGACUUCAGACAAACUCUUCCUUUACUCCAGCGAUGCGAACGCAGGCCUCUCGAUCCCUUACCCCUCCAUCUCCCUUCAUGCGAUCCAAUCUCUCCCGCAGCCCUCGCCCGGCGAACAACAAGGUCUAUACAUGCAGGUGGUUUCAUUUCCCUCGCCAGAGAGUGCCGCGCAGGACGACGACGCAGAACCCGACUCCAUAUCCGUCACGGUGAUCCCAACCGCCUCUGCUCCGCCGCAAGUCGCCUCGACCGCCUCCGGGACCGCCGAAGACGGUUUCGAGGGAGAAGACAAGCCUGAGCAGACGCCCGUGGUGGCCAUGUUCAACGCCCUUUCCACCUGCUCCAAUCUGCAUCCUGACCCCGUCGAAGACGAAGAAGGCGAAGAAGACGGGGGUGGAAGCCGCUUGUUUCGCGCGGGGCUGGCUUUCCCAGGCAAUGCGGAUGGUGGUCUUCCGCCUGCGAUGCCGGGCAGUGGAGGGUGGAUCACGGCGGAGAACAUGCACGAAUACUUCGACGAGGAGGGGAAUUUUAUUGGCGGAGACGACCAGGACGAGCAAGGAGAGGACGUCGGUGGCGAAGCACAAGCUGCGAGCGACGAGCCUUUGGGCCCCGGUGCUGGCAUUGUGCGGCCAAGGCAAGAUACAGAGCAAGGAAACGGAGAUGCAACCGGCGCAGGAGACUCAGGCGAGACGAAGUGGCGGAGAACAUCCUAAUGUGUUCCAUGCUGGUGCCCUCCCGGUUCAUUCAGGACGAUGGAGGAGAAAGAAGGCAGCGUAUGGACAGGAAACAUUGUAAGAAUAGGAGCAAGCCCCCCCCC
Messenger RNA from Cladophialophora immunda, 1236 nucleotides. RefSeq lists its product as uncharacterized. Lineage: Eukaryota; Fungi; Ascomycota; Eurotiomycetes; Chaetothyriales; Herpotrichiellaceae. The record is from RefSeq and is a predicted model, not a curated record. Gene Ontology annotation, biological process: mRNA cis splicing, via spliceosome. The coding region runs from base 125 to 1132 and encodes 335 amino acids. Gene Ontology annotation, cellular component: cytosol; spliceosomal complex. The transcript is spliced from 2 exons.